UGCGCACUGGUACGAAAGGGGGCUCGUGCUCAACUCGCGCGCUAGCCGUCCGACUCGCCUCGCCUCGCCUCGCUCUCAACUCGCCAGGUUUCUCAUCCCCGCCAUGGACGAGGCUGAGACGGACGCCACGGAAAACAAGCGCGCCUCUGAGGCCAAGCGAGCCUCAGCCAUGCCGCCACCGCCUCCGCCUCCCAUCUCUCCGCCCGCCCUCAUCCCGGCACCCGCGGCCGGUGAGGAGGGCCCGGCGUCCCUGGGCCAGGCGGGCGCUGCCGGCUGCUCUCGCUCUCGGCCCCCGGCGUUGGAGCCCGAGCGCAGCCUGGGCCGCUUGAGAGGCCGCUUCGAGGACUACGAUGAAGAGUUGGAAGAGGAGGAGGAGAUGGAGGAGGAAGAAGAGGAGGAGGAAGAGAUGAGCCACUUCUCUCUGCGUCUGGAGUCCGGACGGGCGGACUCGGAGGACGAGGAGGAGCGCCUGAUAAACCUUGUCGAGCUGACCCCGUACAUCCUGUGCUCCAUUUGCAAAGGUUACCUGAUAGACGCAACCACCAUUACAGAGUGUCUUCAUACCUUUUGUAAAAGCUGCAUUGUGAGACAUUUUUACUAUAGUAACAGAUGCCCAAAAUGCAACAUUGUUGUCCACCAGACUCAGCCUCUUUAUAAUAUAAGGUUGGACCGGCAGUUGCAAGACAUAGUAUACAAAUUAGUGAUCAAUCUAGAGGAAAGAGAAAAAAAGCAAAUGCAUGACUUCUAUAAAGAAAGAGGUCUAGAAGUCCCCAAGCCUGCUGCUCCACAGCCAGUCCCUUCAAGCAAAGGAAGAACCAAGAAGGUCCUAGAGUCAGUGUUUCGUAUUCCACCUGAACUUGAUAUGUCUUUAUUACUUGAGUUCAUUGGUGCUAAUGAAGACACCGGACAUUUUAAGCCGUUGGAAAAGAAGUUUGUGCGUGUCUCAGGAGAAGCAACUAUUGGGCAUGUAGAAAAAUUUCUUAGAAGAAAAAUGGGUCUUGAUCCAGCUUGCCAGGUACAGUACAUUUGUGGUUUACACCUUCUCUUCCAAGAUUUAAGAAAAAUGGAGAUGGGAGGCAUGGCACUGCAGGAUGGUCUGCUUGUUCUUCAUUAUGGUCUUGUGGUUUCUCCUUUGAAAAUAACUUGAAGAUGCAAGGGUUUAUGAGGAGAGAAACCCAGUCGGAGGCGUCUGCAUAUCUGCAUUGCACCAAAGAUUCUCACAAAGCAUGUAGCUAUGACUACUUUCCGCUGUUAAGAGCUGGCUUCCGGUGUCAGUACCAGAACCUAGCGUUGUGUACAACUUGAAACAAUAGAAUGUAUUUGCUACACUAAAGACUAUGUAAACAACAGUCAUAACUCAGGGGAAAAAGCUGAAAACACUGAAUUUUAAAAUUCCUUGUGAUUCCAAAUAUGAGGAAGUUGCUGGUUGCUUCCCAUCUUUGAGGUGGGUUGGUCAGUUUCCCAUAACUGGAUUCUGCCCUCCAGCUGCAUGGGUUGGGUGGUUUCCUUCAGAACAGUUUUGCUUUGAAUUCAAAGCCAGUCUGUUAAACCUCGGGGUGCGCUCCGCACCGAAACUACUGGCCACUUACAAGUUCCUGUCCUAUUCUGAACUUCAAACAAAAUUCCACUGAUAGCAUUCAAGCACUGUUGCUCAGCUCUCUCUGAGGCUGAGAGACGCUGUCUCCUGUUAGAAAUGGCUCUUCUUAACUAACAUCCCUUAAAUAAGUAUGAGGUGCUGCUUUCUGAUGGGACACUGGGACAGGUGUCACAAAAUUCCUCAGUGUGGCUCUGGAUAAUGGCCCUGCUUCUAACAGUAGCAACACAUUUCAGGUGAAUUACCAGAAGUUUACAGAACCCUUAUUGUUCCUCAGUCACUUAAUUAUCCGGUUCCGUGUUAAUGUUUUUGUUUUCUUGCCAUUUGGAUAAAGAAUCAGAGUCUUUGAGAACCUUGCUUUCACAGAGACUUCAUUGUAAACAUUACUUUGCCUAAAAUUAGCAUCCUGAUGCUUUCUAUUUUAUAGACUUAAUUCAUAGCAAAAUUUCCAAAUCUGUACAGAAAUUUAAAAAAAAAAUAGACUUAAAUUGGCGAUUGUUUUUGUAAAGAAUUUAUGAAUUGUACAUAAAUCUCUUCUGACAUUUAAUAAAAAUUUAUUUUAGCCAA
Molecule: messenger RNA, 2161 nt
Organism: Mus caroli (Ryukyu mouse)
Lineage: Eukaryota; Metazoa; Chordata; Mammalia; Rodentia; Muridae
Source: RefSeq, a predicted model, not a curated record